Helicoverpa armigera (cotton bollworm) is the source of this 9090-nucleotide messenger RNA. RefSeq lists its product as uncharacterized. The coding region runs from base 151 to 8769 and encodes 2872 amino acids. The record is from RefSeq and is a predicted model, not a curated record. Lineage: Eukaryota; Metazoa; Arthropoda; Insecta; Lepidoptera; Noctuidae. The transcript is spliced from 58 exons.
GUCACAUCAGUCAUUUUUGAAAUAAAUGUCAUUCUUUAAAAUGCAAGCAAAUCGACAGAUACUGAUAAUAAACCCUCAAUUUUAAUAAUAUCUCCAAAGAAUAAAAGGACUGUUUCUAGGACAAGUUACAGUUAUUAUAACACCUACAAAAUGUCUGCUACACCGUCAGAAUUGGCUCCGAGUGAGAUGCCCGUCUCCGAUGUAGAAGAUGUUGGAGAAGCAACGCCUGCUCCGAAAAUCGCAUCGUUCCCGCCAUAUCCACCAUACGCGACGGAACCAGCCCCACCAUCCGUGGCAGAUACCAUCAUAGCUGGACAUGAUCUGCGGCUGCAGCAUAAAUCUAUACCGAGAAAACCUUUACGACCACCUCCUAAGCCAGCUAGACCCAGGGGUCCAAAAGCGACAGAUGUGAAGAUGUCGCAGCGAGCUAUGCGGGCGCACGCUCGCUGUCUGCGCAAACACGGCGCAAUCCUCACGGAUCGACUAGAGCGCAUGUCGAAACCACUCCGGCGCAAUAUUAUAUACAUGUGGCGUGAACACGCGUAUACUCUUCCUCCAGAAACGAUUGCACGUUUAAGAGCUAUGUUGGAUGCCGAUGAACCCUUCAAGCCAGAUCAAGCCUAUGAAUAUUUUAUCAACUUGAAAAAAACUAAGAAGAAAGCUGCCGCAACGGAACAAAUUAACGAAAUUAAGAAGGACAUGCUGGCUAUGGUCGGUGAGAAAAGAUUUCUUUGGGCACGUAAUGCCACCGUGGCUUUCGCUAGGGGCAUUCAGCAGCGGCUGUCAAGGCCUGGACGAUAUUCCCUGGCUGAUGGAAUGUUAAGACUGUCUAAUAUUAUUUUGGACGAGAUUUGCGGUUACAUGCACAUGAGAACGCCUUCGCGAAGAUCAAAUCACCCCAAAGCGAAGUUUAUGAUGGAGAUGGCUGAUAAGGUUGCAGUUUGGAUUGACGAAAUUCUAUCUGAAUCAGAUGACAGAAUGCUCAUGAUGGACUUCGAUGAAGACGACGAUAUAUACGGGCGCCACAAGGGUGACGGAGGCGACGGAGGUGACGGCGAUGGAAGGUAUACUGAUGACGAUGGUGGUGCGCCGGGACAAUUGCUUUCAGCUCCACCGGCUUAUACAAAGUUUCAUGGCAACAUGAAGGAAGCUUUCGAAAUAUUAACGGACACAAUGGAUUCAAAAGGCGGCGAAAAAUUGAUUUCGCACGGAAAGUUCCAACAAACAUUUGGCGAGGGAGCUGACACGUUGAGAAAAGCGAAGGAUUUCAAAGCUACAAAUUAUAACGUAAGGGUAUCGGAUAAAAUUAAACAGAAACUAACAGCCGCAACGAAGGAGAUCAUUCCGGAACAUCUCGACAAAGUCAUGAAUGUCAUGGUGGAUAUAUGCUCGAAGUAUUUGGCACAGAAUGCAGAAAAUAAUAAAAAGAAGGGCAAGGCAUUUAAACUUUUAGUCAGUGCAAUGAAAAAUAAGAAGAAUGAAAAAUUGUAUAAAAGGGGUAAAGUUCAACGGACAUACGCCCAGGCAGCCGACGAGCUUGAAAAAUCUGAAUCUCUUGAUUCAGAAUAUGACGAUCCAAACCUAUCACAGGAAUUAUAUUCGGCAAUGUCAAAAGCAGUCAAAAAUUUGACUCCGGCAGAAAUGCAAAAAGAGAUGGCGGACACGCUGAAUGUUUGCUCGAAAUAUUUAUCUCAAAAAGCUGUGGAAAGUGCUGAACGAGGCCCAGUGUUUGAUUUACUGGUCAAGGAACUGAAUAAGGCAGGAGGAGAAAAGUUCAGUGAAGACCCCGCGCUUCCUACUAAAAGCGUAGCUGCUCACGCGUUAAAGUCAGCCCCAGGGUUUUCGAACGCACGACCCGAUCCUGCGACUGCAAAUAUGUUUAAAACUGCACUCCAUAAGUCUGUAGAUGCCGCUACGCCAAAACAUCACACAAAUGAGAUGAAAGACAUAAUUGACCAGUCCGGUAAUUACUUGUCUGCAUUUGCCCGCGACAGAGGUCCUGCGAUGAACGCCUUGUUGGGAAUGAUGAAAACAAAUCCAAAGAAUGUUUUCGCAAGUCGAAAGGACUAUACAAUGGAUUAUGAUACCGCAGCGGAAGAGAUUCGAAAUGCUCCUACAAUAGUCCCGUUUCUGCCGGUACAAGACAUUGCUGAUGAAGGAAACGCGAAACUUACGAAAGACAUGAAAGAUGUGACACCUCCAGACUUACAGAUUCCAAUGAAAGUUUUGAUUAAUGAUGCGUCCAAACAUCUAUCUCAAGCGGUGGCCAUGAGAAGUGGCGAGCCUGGCGAUACAUACCCAAUGAACUUUUUGGCAGCAGUCAAAAAGUCAUUAGGGACUAAACCACUUUAUAAAUACAAAUCGUACGGACAGACCUACGCUGAUGCGGGGGACACUUUGGAGAACGCGGGUCCUAUUGAGACGACGAUCCCCGAUGUAGGGUCAGAGAUGAGCGUUAGUACGCAACCACCGCUGCCAUCACAAUCAUCAGUGAUGUCAGAGGAAAAGCCAAGAAAAGCUCUGAAGCCAGGGGUGAAGCACGAACCUUCCCCCGCCGUCGAAUUGGCCCACCAGAUUGUGGCCGAAAUGAAAAGAGGCGUACCAACGCAACUAGCCCCUACUGUUGCUGAAGAAUUAAAACCUACCAUGGAUAAGGCAGCAAUGCAUUUGGCAAACCAUGCAGUUGAAAAAGGGGAUGCAAUGGAAUACAUGGUGGAUCUUAUGAAGGAUAAAGGAGAAGAAAAACUGGGCAAACUGCAAGGAUAUGACCAGACUUAUACCGACGGUGCGAGAAGGGUUGAGAAUACUCCAUCUCUAACUAACGAAAAAGUCGAUAAAUCCAGUUACGAAAGUGUUAGACGUAAAUUGUCUGACAUCACUAAGGACAAGCCAAAUGCAAAGUUUGCACAACAAAUGCCAGGCAUAGUCGCAGAUACUGCGAAGUUCCUGUCGGCGCCAGUUCCAGAGACUGACGCUGAAAAGCGUCAAGUAUUAGGAGAUUUGAUGGCCCGAGAAGGAGAUAAGAUCAUAGGGGAAGAUGGUGCGUACAAGAUGACCUACAGAGAGGGCGGAGAAGAAAUUAAAAAUGCCCCCGUGGGUGUUACAAAAGCCCACGAUGAAAAGAAAAACAAGGAGAUGGUUAAGAAGUUAGAAGCUGUUGUACCCGAUAAAAAGAUGGCGGCUAUAUUAAAAGAAUCUACAAAAGAAGGUGCGGCUCACUUAACAGAUGCAGUAAAAGGAAGAGGUGAGGCCAUGAAAGUUAUCCAAGAUAGUUUGAAAAAAGAAAAGAAUAAAGAAUUUAUAGAAGUUGGCGAUUUUAAUAAAACUCAUGAACAAAUAGCGGACAUGCUGACCGAGGCACCGAAUUUGAAGAGCGAGAAUCCGUCACCUGUUAUUUUGGAGAAGGUUGAACAUCAACUGUCCGUUCUUCCAAAAGAUAUACCGGCUGAUAAACCCUUGGCUAAGAAACAUAUGGAAGAAACUAGUGAAAUCGCAGCAAAAUAUAUUGCUACGCAGGCUACAAAGGAAAGUGGAUUAGACAAUCAGCAAUUGGCAGCAUUGGAUGCUGCUGGGUUUAAUGCCGAUGCCAAAGCCGCUGCAGAAGAACGUAGAGUAGCUGCGGUGGCAGCUGGCCCUGCUGGCGAUAAAGCGGCUAAAGCAGGUGCUACUGAAGAAGAUGAAGAAGAAGAAGAAGAUGGAACUGGUAAAAAAAGGAAAAAGCGAAAACCAAAAACCGCCGGAGCCGCGGAAGAUGAUCGGACCAAGCAGAAAGGGACUGGAGACGUUAGUGAAGCAGGGGCUGCUGGCCGUACUGAUGCAGCAGCAGGUGGUGGCCGUUCUGAUGCAGCAGCAGGUGGUGGCCGUUCUGAUGUAGCAGCAGUAGCAGCUAUGGGUGCGGGCCCUAGAAGUGCUGGUCCUGGAGGUACUACUGUUGGGCCCGACGGCACCAUCUAUGCCCCUGACGGUACGGUGCAAAAAGGUCCCGGUGGUGCAGUGCUCAGCAAAGAUACGGCUGGGAAAGCUUCAGAAAAAGAUAAAUCGGGAGCCGUUGUGCAGCGCCACGGAGAAGAUGUGCAAGGCCCUGGAGGGGUCGUUAAAGGUGAAGGAGGUUUGGUCAAAGGGCCUGGAGGCGUCAUUAAAGAUGAAGGAGGUUUGGUCAAAGGGCCUGGAGGAGUAGCUCAAGGACCUGAAGGAGGUUUGGUCAAAGGGCCUGGAGGAGUGGUUCAAGGACCCGGAGGAGUAGCUCAAGGACCUGAAGGAGGUUUGGUCAAAGGGCCUGGAGGAGUGGUUCAAGGACCCGGAGGAGUAGCUCAAGGACCUGAAGGAGGUUUGGUCAAAGGGCCUGGAGGAGUAGUUCAAGGACCCGGAGGAGUAGCUCAAGGAACCGAAGGAGGUUUAGUCAAAGGGCCUGGAGGAGUAGUUCAAGGCCCUGGUGGAGUGGUUCAAGGCCCUGGAGGAGUGGUUCAAGGCCCUGGUGGAGUAGUUCAAGGCCCUGGUGGAGUGGUUCAAGGCCCUGCAGGAAUGGUUCAAGGCCCUGGAGGAGUAGUUCAAGGCCCUGGUGGAGUGGUUCAAGGCCCUGGAGGAGUGGUUCAAGGCCCUGGAGGAGUGGUUCAAGGCCCUGGAGGAGUGGUUCAAGGCCCUGGUGGAGUAGUUCAAGGGCCUGGUGGAGUAGUUCAAGGGCCCGGUGGAGUAGUUCAAAGCCCUGGUGGAGUAGUUCAAGGGCCUGGUGGCGUAAAACAAGGGCCUGGCGGCGUAAUACAAGGGCCCGGUGGAGUAGUUCAAGGCCCUGGUGGAGUAGUUCAAGGGCCUGGUGGCGUAAAACAAGGGCCUGGUGGCGUAAAACAAGGGCCUGGCGGCGUAAUACAAGGGCCCGGUGGAGUAGUUCAAGGCCCUGGUGGAGUAGUUCAAGGCCCUGGUGGAGUAGUUCAAGGGCCUGGUGGAGUAGUUCAAGGCCCUGGUGGAGAAGUUCAAGGCCCUGGUGGAGUAGUUCAAGGGCCUGGUGGAGUAGCUCUGGGCCCUGGUGGAGUUGUUCAAGGGCCUGGAGGAGUUGCUCAAGGCCCAGGUGGAGUAGUUCUAGGGCCUGGUGGAGUAGUUGUAGGGCCUGGUGGAGGUGAUCAAGGUCCUAGAGAAGUUGAUCAAAGCCUUGCUGGAUAUAUUCCAAGUUCGAGUAAAGCUGGUUCAGGACAUGCACCUGGUGCACACGGCGCUCGUGGUGUACCAUCUGCCCCUGGUGUGACUGGUCUAGUCCCGAGUGGUCCUGGCACUAAGCCAGCAAGAGUAGUAUAUGGCCCAGACGGGACAGCAUACGGCCCAGAUGGAACAGUGUACGCCCCAGAUGGAGCAGUGUACGCCACUGAUGGAACAGUAUACCUCCCCGAUGGAACAGUUUACGGCCCGGAUGGUUCAGUUUCCGUUGGUCAAGGUCCUACUGGCGCCGAGUUUGGACCCGGUGGGGCCCUUCAAGAAGCUGUCAUUGAUGGACAACAACAACCUGGUGGUGGCACUCGUGCUCAAACCGCGGGUGCCCCUAUUAUUGGGCCUGAUGGUAAAAAGGUCAAAGUAGGAGGAGUAGCUAGUUACGGCCAAAAGCAGCCUCCUGCGUAUCCAGGUGGUGAAACUGAGGAACAACGCCGCCGCAGAUUAGAAGAAGCAGAAGCAUUCCGAAAAUACGAAGAAGCAGAGAAAUUGAGGCUAGGGGAGAAGGAGUAUUUCAGACAGCAAGUGGAAAAGUAUAAACGAGAACAGGAAGCCGCUGGCCCAGGAAAAUAUCGCGGUGGAGCACUAGGUGCUGAUUACGAUCGGGAACAUGAAACUGCACUAGACAUUCUGCACUGUCAUCUGCGAGCACAUGGCACUGAAGUAUUCUAUGCACAGCCACAAGCCACCAUGACACAUGGACAGGCUUCAGACUGGUUGAGAUCGCCAAUGCCUAUGAAGGUUGAUAAAGCAGUAAAAGAAUCCGGUGACACUGCACGCCUUCACAAGAAGUUUGAAAAGAAACUUAAUGGUUUAGUCAGCGAAGUCACGCCACCAGAAUUGUAUGACUGUAUGCAAGAUGUCGUCAUUGAGGCUGCUCGAAGAUUAUCAGAAUGCUUUGUUUCAACAAGUUACAACAACAUCGUGAGCGAUGCCCUCAUAUCAGAAAUGCAGAAACGUGGUAACGAAAUACUCACAGAAGUAGAUGGCGCUGCAGAAACUUAUUUCUAUGCCUCCCAACGAUUGAAGAAAGCGGGCUCUUUGGACGUAGAAGAACCAUGCUAUAAAGUUGCUAAUGACUUGAAUAAAAAAUUAGACGACGUGAUUCGUACUCGUCCGAUGGCAAGAAAGUUGAAUGCGAAAAUGAGAGAUCACAUCAGAGAAACUGCAAAUUUCUUGUCGGGUAUGGUAACCAAACCUGAUGAGAAAAUCGAGGCUUAUAUUGCCUUGUUGGAAGAAAUGGAAGCAGCCGGAGAGUCUGUUCUGAUUGAAGGAGACAUCCCGAAAACAUAUCAAGAAUCUUCUGAAUACCUCCGACAGUUGACGUCGUUUCAGGACCAAAUAAAGCGUCCCAAUCCAACGUUGCAAGCAGAAACCCAAAAAAGGCUUCAGGACUUGAUGGCAAGUGUUCCGCCUAACGAAGCCAGAUAUGACCAGGAGGUUAUGAACGAGGUCAUUGCUGAAGUAGCAACAUUGUUGACGUCGUAUGUUAUGCUUCAUGCCGAAAAAACCGAUGCGUUGAAAGUUCUCGAGGAAGAGAUUCGGAAAAAGGGAGAUGCUGCACUCUUAAGACAUGGACCCAUUCGCAAAUCAUACAAACACGGUGCUGACUUGUUGCGUGGGAAAACUACUGAUCAACUGGCUGUCCCUGCCGCAGACCCCGUCGUUGUCAGGAAAAUACAAAUCAAACUGCAUAACUUGAUGAAUGAGAAAAGAAAAGAAUAUGAAAACAACAAUAUGUUGGCUCUUAUGGAUGAGGUCAUCGAAGACGCUACGAUAUAUUUGGCUGUUUAUCUUCUACACCCAAAAGUGAUCCAGGUGUGCAAGUGCUACAAGAACGUGCUCGUGCAGUGCGAGCUGUGGUGCGACGAGAUCCUGCGGCGUGUGGCGCGGCCGAGCUGCACGUGCUCGCGCCAUGGAGUGGCGCAGGAGCUGCGCGACGCGGCACCACCCUCGCAAGACUUCGGGCCCGGCCCCAAAAUAUCUUUCACCACAUGCCCCGAACAAAUCCCCACAUCGUCGCUUAUAAACCCCGAUUCCGAAACAGCCUGCCCAGCACCAACUCCUACGCCUGAAUGCCGUGCCCAUGGCCCAACUACAUCUUACUUAUUGUAUUCCACCUCACGCAAAUUGCGUUACGAUUCCAUGCGAAUAUCAUCUGCGGGUUCCUCUAAUUCUUCGCACUUCACAUCGUCGUCAUCAUCGCCUAUACAGGUGGCGAAGCAAUCCUCGCCACUUAAAAAUCUAUUCCAAGAUGUACAUGUAGAUACAAAUAGCAGUAUGCAAUUUGUCCCACAACUGCCAGAAGAAGAAGCAGUGCAGCCUUACGAGGCUGAACAACCAAACACGUUGGAAGUGACUCCUCCUUCAUAUUUCUCUUCGUCUAAUUAUUGUAAUUUCAACACAACGCAACAACAACAACAACCACAGCAACCUGCAAGCGUCAGCAUUCCUGCCCAACAAAAACACUCUGUGGUGAACCUCCCCUCACCUGAAGCGUCUGAAACAUCUAAAAUCACGCAAGCGAAAAGUGGAUACAGCUCUCGUACUCCGAUCAUAUCGCCGGAUCAAAUGGUUGACUGGCACGCUAUGAUGGUGAGUCUAAUGUGGAACCUGCAGGCCUGGCGGGAUUGGAUCCAGGAGAUCGUCAACCACUCCCUAGCUUACCAGCUUAAUCCAAUAACCGGUGAAGACGUCAAUAAAAUUUCAGAUGCAAAUACAGACACGUGGUCAUUGUUCUAUAGGAGAAUAUGUACCGAAUCUUUGCAAUGGCGUCACUAUUGCAUAUUUAGUCGUCAACUCACAAAUCGACUGCAUACACGGUAUAGGAAUAAAGAGAUCGUCUCUCCUACGCCGGUCGCAGUAAAGACAAAAACGUACAUUGAAUGUCAAGAAGAAAUGUUGGAGAUCAUUGACAUGUUCAACAGAUGGACACAGUGGCUCACUUUGGUUAUAAAAGAAACUGAUUCUAUGGAAUGGGGCUCUAUUGAUAAAAAUGCAUUACAUCAAAUGCGUUGGAAUCAUUUGAAAAAGAAAAUCGAAGGAUAUUCAAAGGACUGGAUUAAAUAUGACAUGUUUUUGAAAGUAUCCUGGGAGCAGAAGUAUAGUACUGUUAUUGCAGACUAUCUGCCUGCAUGGAAGAAGCCAGGCCCUGUGUGGGUGGUGAGCGCUUGCGGCGCGGUGCCCAGCGGGGCCGUCGCCGCUGGCGUGUUCGACGGAGAAGUCAUCUGGGUAGCCAGGACUACACACAGGAGUAAAGUGCUCCCAGCAGCGUUAUAUCCAUCCAAACACAGCUGCUUGGUAUACGCAGAAGGUGCAGCUCAUCGCUACACUAAAUACCAGGUGAUGUGCAACGCAGAGGUGCGUUGGGUGGCAUGGCGGGGCGGUUCAAUAGGAGGGCGUGCCGUUCGCGUGGCUCCGGGAGUCCACAUAGGCCGUGUUCACUACCGCGGAGACCAUCUCCUGGGCGCGGUACAUGAGCCGCACUAUCGCUGCCACGUCGUCAUCUUCGGCAGACCCUUCGCUUUCAACUGUUACGAGCUCCUCAUGCUGGCUAACGACGUCGAAGAAUGACCCACCAAACAGAAAUCGAGGAACAGUGAGCCCUACUGCUUUCCUAAUUGUUACUUAAGUUAUGAGGUGUCGUGAAAUUGGUCGUGGCCACCAGAAAUUUAUAUUGUUGCAUUGACGAUAAUAUUUUCGAAAGUAAAUUCCGAUAUUCGGAAGAGAAAUUAGAAACUCCCUGAGUUCUAUGUCUCAUUCACGAGACAACGGUGCGUCUAUUGUGGUUUGUCUGCAAUAAGUCAGUGUCGUGUUGAUUUUUGAUUUGCUAGAAUGUUUUAUAUUGUCUAUUGUUUUUUUUUCUAGUAUUUUUUCAAAUAUACACCUUUAUUU